Messenger RNA from Salarias fasciatus (jewelled blenny), 3272 nucleotides. It is a transcript of the gene lrp12, whose product is annotated as low density lipoprotein receptor-related protein 12. The transcript has 10 exons. Bases 431 to 3058 code for a protein of 875 amino acids. NCBI's taxonomy places the organism in Eukaryota, Metazoa, Chordata, Actinopteri, Blenniiformes, Blenniidae. The record is from RefSeq and is a predicted model, not a curated record. Gene Ontology annotation, molecular function: protein binding.
CCCGCCUGCUCUGUUGUUGUUGGGGUCGACCAGAAGCUAACCGCUAGCGGCUAACAGCUCGCAGUGUGAUGAUGCGCUCGGACCGGUUCGGCCGCCGCUGACUCGGUCCUGGUUUCUCGGCUCGGACCGACCCGCGCCUUCUGUCCGGGCCCGGUUUUCUCGCUGCUGCGUGGAGAUUUCGUUUAGCUUUACGUGCUAGCGUCCGUUCGGACGAUGUGUGGUCGGCCGCUCAGCCACCGUUAGCAGGGUUAAUGUCCGUGCGAGCCGCGGUGCUCGGACACCCACCGACCCCACAGCCGGAGAGCCGAGCCACGGAUGCUGCCAGCGGCUAGCCGCCCCGCCGCUUCGUUUCACCCCGACAGCCCCGCUGCUGGCCCCGCAUCUUUUGUUUCCGAUGCUAAGCUAGCGGCUAAAGGCCGGCUCGGGUUUGAUGACAUGUCGCGCGCUCUGCAGUGACCUUGGGACUUCUCAGCUUCAUCGUCUGCAUCACAACGACGUGCGGGUCAGAAUGGCCCUGCUCCACCUGCUGCUGCUCACAGGAUUCGCUGCUGCUGCUCAAAGGAACGACAACGUCUAUGUGUCUGGCGUUUCUAAUGCUUGCGGUGAGGUUGCAGAGCUCCUCCGUGCUUCCAGUGGAGUCAUCACCAGUCCUGGAUGGCCUUUCCAGUAUCCCACCCGCCUCAACUGCAGCUGGAACAUCAGGGCGCGGCCCGGGGACGCCAUCACUGUCAGCUUCCAGGACUUCGACCUGCAGGGUUCGCACCGCUGCUCCUCGGACUGGAUGUCCAUCAGCAGCUACCGGAGCCUGGACGGGCUGCGGGUGUGCGGCUCGGCGCUGCCGGCGCCGUACAUCACGGCUCAGGACCACGUGUGGAUCCACUUCCACUCCGACGACAGCCUGACGGGGAAAGGCUUCCGACUGUCCUACAUCAGCGGCCAGCUGGCGGCCUCCAGCUGCGAUGUGGACCAGUUCCACUGCUCCAACGGGAAGUGCGUCCCGGACUGGUGGCGCUGUAACUCCAUGGACGAGUGCGGCGACAACUCGGACGAGGCGCUGUGCGUCGACGCCCCCUUCUCCUUCCAGCCCUGCAGCCUCAACCAGUUCCCCUGCCUGUCCCGCUACACCCGCGUCUACACCUGCCUGCCGCACAGCCUGCGCUGCGACGGCAGCAUCGACUGCCAGGACCUGGGCGAUGAGAUCGACUGCGACCUCCCCAGCUGUGGAGAGUGGUUGAGGAACUUCUACGGUUCUUUCAGUUCUCCAAACUACCCCGACUUUUACCCCCCGGGGAGCAACUGCACCUGGCUGAUCGACACCGGAGACCACCGCAAGGUCAUCCUCAGGUUCACGGACUUCAAACUAGACGGGACCGGCUACGGCGACUACGUCAAGGUGUACGACGGUCUGGAGGAGAACCCCCGCCGCCUGCUGCGGGUUCUGACGGCGUUUGAUUCCCGGGCGCCGGUCGCCGUGGUUUCCUCGUCGGGUCAGCUCAGGAUUCACUUCUACGCCGAUAAAAUCAACGCCGCCAGAGGGUUCAACGUCACCUACCAGGUGGAGGGCUUCUGCCUGCCCUGGGAGGUGCCCUGCGGGGGCAACUGGGGCUGCUACACCGAGCAGCAGCGCUGCGACGGCUUCUGGCACUGCCCCAACGGGCGGGACGAGCAGAACUGCUCGGCCUGCCAGGAGGACGAGUUCCCCUGCUCCCGCAACGGCGCCUGCUACCCCCCGUCGGACCGCUGCAACUACCAGAACCGCUGCCCCAACGGGUCGGACGAGAAGAACUGCUUCUUCUGCCAGCCGGGAAACUUCCACUGCAAGAAUAACCGCUGCGUGUUCGAGUCGUGGGUGUGCGACGCGCAGGACGACUGCGGCGACGGCAGCGACGAGGAGAGCUGCCCGGUGGUGGUGCCCACCCGGGUGAUCACGGCGGCCGUCAUCGGCAGCCUGGUGUGCGGCCUGCUGCUGGUCAUCGCGCUCGGCUGCACCUGCAAGCUCUACUCGCUGCGCAUGUUCGAGCGCCGCUCCUUCGAGACGCAGCUGUCCAGAGUGGAGGCGGAGCUGCUGAGGAGGGAAGCCCCGCCCUCUUAUGGUCAGCUGAUCGCGCAGGGCCUCAUCCCGCCCGUGGAGGACUUCCCGGUGUGCUCGGGCAGCCAGGCGUCCGUCCUGGAGAACCUCCGCCUGGCGGUGCGCUCUCAGCUGGGCUUCACCUCGCUGCGCCUGCCUUCGUCCGGUCGCCAUAGCAACCUGUGGCGCCGGCUCUUCAGCUUCUCUCGCUCGCGGCGGUCUGGCUCUCUGGCUCUGGUCUCUUCCGACCUGGAGGACGGCGGCGGCGGCGGCGGCGGCGGGAGCCCCGGCUCGGACCUGCUGUCUCCGGACUCGGACGACACGGACACGGAAGGCGAGCGCGUGCAGGAGCGCGGCGGCGGUGGCGGGGCGGCGGGGGGGCCGGUGUCCCCGCUCCCGCAGAAAGUCCCGCCCCCCUCCACGGUGGAGGCGGUCGCCUCCGCCAUGUUGUCGGCAUCCUCGGGCCGGGACGGACGGCGGGAGGCCACGCCCCCUUCCAGCCCCGUCGCUAUGGGAACCUCCCAUCUGGAUUCAGAGGUCGAGGCCCCGCCCACUUCCACCCUGCAGCGCCUGGCCCACAACUUGAACCGCCUCGCCAGGAACUGGACCCGAUCGGGCCCGAGUCCGGCUCAGAGCUGGACCAACCACAGCCCGCUGCACCAGCUGGAGACGGGAAGGGCCGGGGCCGGGGGCGGGGCCGAGGCCGGCGAGCGGCGCGGCGGCGAAGACGAUGAAGACGUGGAGCUCCUGGUCCCCGCGUCCGACUCCGACGCCUCGUCCUCAUCCUCACUGCCGGCCGACGCCCGGCAGCCGCUCCUGGAGCCACGCCCCUCCGACGCCGCGUCCCACGCCCCCCGCCGUCACCGUAGAAACGGCAGCGGUCCCUGUGAACACUGCGGGAUGGUCCACACCGCGCAGGUCCCCCAGGCCUGCAGGGAGGUGGCGGCCAAGACGGAGAGCAGCGACGACGAACUGCUGCUGCUGUGCUAACAUGCUAACAUGCUAGCAUGCUAGCUGUCAGCUUCAUGAACAGUUAGCAUGACGUGCUAACCUGUCGGCGAUGUCCGGUUGACGUGGUGAUGGGGUGAUUACGGUACGAACUUUCCAGCUGUCCCUGUCCGUCUGUUACACCGUUCCCCCGGUGCGACUGUAUAUAGCGUCCUGACUGGACCCUGGUCCCUGAGAGCGUCCUGACUGGACCCUG